This is a messenger RNA of Anolis carolinensis (green anole), 6918 nucleotides long. Its product is annotated as zinc finger protein 436-like. The transcript has 4 exons. Gene Ontology annotation, biological process: regulation of DNA-templated transcription. NCBI's taxonomy places the organism in Eukaryota, Metazoa, Chordata, Lepidosauria, Squamata, Anolidae. The coding region runs from base 4201 to 5949 and encodes 582 amino acids. The record is from RefSeq and is a predicted model, not a curated record.
CAAGUACUAACCUGGUUGACCCUGUUUAGUUUCCAAAAUCAGGCAGAACUUUCUGCUUUUGGCGUAUUGUCGUACAUAUAUAUAUAGGAACUAGCUGUGCCCGGCCACGCAUUGCUGUGGCAAAGUGGUGGUGGUAUUGGUUAAAAGUUGUUGUAGAAUUUUUAUUUGACGUUAUUUGUAUUUUUUAAUUAAUUUUAUUGUAACUUAUCUUUUUUAUUUAUUAUAUUUUAUUAUUUUUUGUAUUAUUUUUAGUUAUUUUAUUAUAGUAUUUUAUUGUAUUAAUUUUUUAGUGUUUUUAUUGUAUUAUUUGUAUUUAUUUUAUUUUUUAUUCUUUUAUUAACACUGGGCUGCGUGGGUUGCUAGGAGACCAAGUGGGCAGAGCUUAGAGCCUUCUAAGUGGAAGCAAUUGGAUAAAAACAAUUAUUUCUCUCCCUCUAAUUAGGACUUUAUUUUUCUUUGCUUUUUGUUGUAUCAACCUAGAGGCAAGGAUGAUGGGUUGUGUUGUCAAAUUUCGAGGUUGGGGGGCCUGUAGUUUUGUUGUUUUGUGGGUCGCCGUGAUGCCAUCACUCUUUUAUAUAUAUAGAUGGGUGCCACUUACUUGUCUUUCAUUCCACCAGUUUCCCAUCCCUCAACAGUUUUUUUGUCUAGGGAAAUUCUCAAGAAAGUAUUUAAAAAUACAAAACGAGAUACUUAGCAGAGUAUUCUCAGCCAGCAGCAGGCAGUGAUAGUGUGGCUGUAAAGAACUCUUGAGCUUAAGGAAGCGAGAUGCAGAGUUCAAUUUUAAAAGUUUCCAAAGAUUUAUUAAAAGAUAACAUCUCUUGAUAGAAAGGAUUGGGUCUAAGCUUUCUCUACCUGCAUUACUUCUAGAUUGAAACAAAAGGAAACAUCUCUAAAGACUACAUUUUCCCAUUCACACAAAGUAGAGAGAGAGAUCAGGAUGAAAAGGAUGGUAAACUCCCACUGUUAGCCCCAGCGUCUGCCAACCUGGCAGUUUGAAAACAUGCAAAUGUGAGUAAAUCAAUAGGUGGGAAGGUAACAGUCUCUGAUGGGAAGGUAACAGUGCUCCAUGCAGCCAUGCCGGCCACAUGACCUUGGAGGUGUCUACGGACAACGCCGGCUCUUCGGCUUAGAAAUGGAGAUGAGCACCAACCCCCAGAGUCGGACAUGACUAGACUUAACAUCAGGGGAAAACCUUUACCUUUACCUUAGGGCUCAGAUGCAACCAUUAGAGGGCAGUGUACCGUAUGUAGGUCUUAAGUACCCAGAUGCAACCACAAGGGGGCAGCAUAUGAACAGACUAUUAUUUUAUUUGUUUGUUUAUUUCUUGCAUUUCUCUACUGCUCUUCUCACCCCUGGAGGAACUCAGGGUGGUGAACAUAUCAGUGGCAAAAAUGCAAUGCCUCAGUACAUAUAAAAACAAUAGAUAACAUAAAAGGUACAGGUUUUCUCUUGACGUUAAGUCUAGUCGUGUCUAACUCUGGGGGUGAUGCUCCUCUCCAUUUCUAAGCUGAAGAGCCGGCGUCGUCCAUAGACACCUCCAAGGCCAUGUGGCUGGCAUGUAUGCAUGGAGCAUUGUUAUCUUCCCAUCAGAGUGGUACCUAUUGAUCUACUCACAUUGGCAUGCUUUCAAACUUGCUAGGUUGGCAGAAGCUGAGGCUAACAGCGGGAGCUCACUCCACUCCCCGGAUUUGAACCACUGACCUUUCGGUCAGCAAGUUCAGCAGCUCAGCUCUUUAACCUGCUGGGCCACUGGAGGCUCAUAGAUAACAUAAUUAAGCCCAUCUAUAUAUAUAAAAGGGUAAUGAAAUUUCAGCCUAGGAAACUACAAACUACAGACUACAAAACUACACAUCGCAGAAACACUAAACUUGGCAGCACAACCCCUCAUCCAUACCGCUACGUUCAUACAACAAAAAGAAAAGAAAAAUAAAGUCCUAAUUAGAGGGAGAGGAAUAAUUGUUUUUAUCCAAUUGCUGCCAGUUAGAAGGCUAAGCUCCGCCCACUUGGUCUCCUAGCAACCUACUCAGCCCAGGGGACAGGCAGAGUUAGGCCUCACUUAGGCCUCUUCCACACUGCCUAUAAAAUACAAAUUAUCUAUUUUAACUGGAUUAUAUGGCAGUGUAGACUCAAGGCCCUUCCACACAGCUAUAGAACCCAUUUAUAAUGGACUUAAUGUCAGGGGAAAACCUUGACCCUUUACCUUAACUACCACCAAUUCCUCAAUACUUUAUUUCCCAUGCCACCAUACUUCGCCACAGCAACGCGUGGCUGGGCACAGCUAGUAACAUAUAAAUCGAAACCAUUAAAAAAGCUGCAUAAAGACAUUAGGCAUUAGCUCCUGGCAGGCAAAAUGAAUGCACUAUGAGGCAAAAAACGCAGCCUUGGAGGUCACAGUCCAUCCCAGGACUGAAGAGUAAUAUUCUGGAAGAGGUGUGUGUGUGCCUGGCUCUGAGGCUGAGACUCACCUGAUGCCAACCAUGAGUCUUUUGGGGAAACCUUGGAUCUGGAGGUCGAGGAGGGGGAGAGGAGAGGGAAGGGAGGGUGCCUCUGGGGAGAAGGGAAGAGGGAGAGAAACACUGGGGAACAAGGGGCAGGGCUGCGCACUACAACUCCCAGGAAGCUCAGGACACGAGCAGAGUCAGAGGGAUGGGGAUGGGCUCUGCAGUUGUCCCUGUCUCCCUCCCAGCUGGGCCCCUUCCUUCCUUCCUUCCUUCCUUCCUUCCUUCCUUCCUUCCUUCCUUCUUACCUUCUUACCUACCUACCUACCACAAGCCAGAAAAUAAUAAACUUUUGCCUAUGUAGCUUUGCCAGUGCAUAUGCCCCUCCCUUCCUGUGAGCUGGUGCCUUUCUCCAGAAGGUUCCAAGACCAAAAGUUAGCUUGAAAUCGACAAGUGAGGUCACACAUAUCACUUAUGCCAGGUGGGUGAGGAAGACCCUCAGCCAUUGGUCAAUUUUAGAUAAGCCAAAGGUAUAUAUUCUUUGCUUGCUGCGAAAUGUGGGGCGGUGGCCAUUUCCAUGAUACAGCCCUUUGGGGUAUGUAUGGCGGUUUGCCAUAUCAUAGUUCUGGUAACAAUAAAAGGCUUGUUUUAUCGCUUUCUUGGAAUUCUCUCAUUUACUUCUUCUCCGAAUGCGCUGGAUGAACAAGGUCAGUCUCUUACACUUCCUUCCUUCCCACUUAUAGAACUACAUUAGACUAAGCUUUCCCCCUUAAUUCAAACUUAAGGCACAUCUACACUGUAGAAUGAACACACUUUGAUACCACUUAGAAUCCAAGAGUUGGAAGAGACCUCAUGGGCCAUCCAGUCCAACCCCAUUCUGCCUAGAAGCAGGAAAAUCACAUUCAAAUCACCCCUGACAGAUGGCCUCUGCUUAAAAGCCUCCAAAGAAGGAGCCUCCACCAUGUGGUCCUAGAGUGUGGUGGAGGCUCUUUCUUUGGAGGCGUCUUCCUUCCUCUUCCUCCCUCUUUCCUCUCCUUCUUGAGUCUCGCUUCUCUUCCUCACUCCCAUCCUGGCCUCCCUGGAGGAGGAGAAGAGUCUCUGAGGCUUCAAAGGAGGAAAAGCGAGGCUGGUGCUGUAGGAACACAAGGCAAAGGGAGGAGGAUGGGGGGCAGGCAGGGCAAAGGCAGGAAUCACAUCCAGACCCCCAAAGUCUCCCUUGGAGACCCAACAAGGGCUGGAGAGCAAGGAGACCUUGGAGGAACAAUUUUGGAGGGAAGCUUAGAUGGGAAAUGGGAUGUUUUUUUGAGUCCUUUUUUUAGAGUUGGUCAUGAGAGCAUGCUACAUUCAUGUAUGAGGCAUCUGCAUCAGGGAAUUAAUGCACUUUGGGGCCACUUGGACCAUUGUUUCCAUGGUCUGCCAUCCUGGGAGGGGGAAUUUGGUGAGGCACCAGCACUCUUGGACAGAGAAGGCGAAGGACUCUCUCACACUACAACUCCCAGAAUUCCUCUCAGUUUCAGGAUUGUAUAUACAGGGAAAAAAGGGAAUUGGGCUAAAGGUAAGGGGAAGGGAAAGGCAAUGCAAUGGGAUUCCCAUAGAGUUAAUUCAUCAAGUCUGCUCUACUCUGCUUUUCUUACAGGGAAGCCAGAUAGUGGCAACCCAAAAUGAGUUGUAAAGACACCUUUUCUCUUGAUGGUAUUAGAUAAUUAAUAUAGUGCUCACCUCCACUUUGUCUUGCGUAGACUUUGCUUCCUGACAUCUUCAGAUGGAGAAGGGAAGAGGUUCUUCAGCCCUGAUGGAGCCCAGAGUGAAGAUGGAGGAGCCAGACCAGACCAGCCCUGAAGGGGGAAGAGAGCCCUGCACAAUGUGGGGCAGGAGAAGGGUUGGGGUCCUAGGCAGAAUGGGUCUGGAUGUCCUGGAGGAGAAGGCCUUCAAUGCAAACCUUCAAUGCCAACGCUUCCAGUGCUUCUGCUAUGAGAAAGCCUUGGGUCCCCGAGAGGUGUGCAGCCGCCUCCACUCUCUCUGCCGCCUGUGGCUGAAGCCAGAGCGACACUCCAAGGCGGAGAUGCUGGACCUGGUGCUCCUGGAGCAGUUCCUGGCCGUCCUUCCUGCAGAGAUGGAGCGCUGGGUGAGGGAAUGUGGGGCAGAGACCAGUUCCCAGGCCGUGGCUUUGGCUGAAGGAUUCCUCCUGAGUCGAGAAGAAGAGGAGAGGGCGCUGCAGGAAGAGCGGCAGGAGAGAGAGAGCCUUCAGGCCCAGGAGGCCCCACUGGAGACCAGCAAGACGUUUUCUUCUGGGUGGAUUGAACUAGAAGACAACACAGGAGAGUCUCCACUGGGAGACGAGCCCAGGGUGCUGGGAAGACGUGGCAGCUCCACUCUUUCUGAAGCAGGAGACGUGGCAUCCGUUCAACAAGAUCAGGUGAUGUUUGAGGAUGUGGCUGUACAUUUCAGUAAGGCGGAGUGGGCCUUACUGGAUCUGGAUCAACGGGCCCUGCACUGGGAGGUCAUGGAAGAAAAUUAUAGGAUGGUGGCAUCUCUGGGUGGUGAUGGACAAGGGAGUGAAAGUGGGGAAGCACCAAAUAAAAUGUGGCUGAAAACAGGGAGAAGUAAAAAGGAAGAAGGAAGAAGCCCGAGAAUUGAAGCAGAAGCAUAUAUCAGGAAGGAGUGUCCUGUCGACACCAGGGAAAUCACAACCCAAGAGGCAAUACAUGAAAGCAGAGAGACUGGGAAAAGCCCUGUCUAUGAAAAUGGCUCCUUCCAGGAAGCAUCCAGUAUACAUCCUACACACAACGAAAAAUACCAGAUUGCGGACAAGCAAUAUAAAUGCCUGGAGUGUGGAAAAUGCUUUCAUAAAAAAAGAAACCUCCGUAGACACCAAAAAACCCACACAGGAGAGAAGCCAUAUAAGUGCCUGGAGUGUGGAAAAUGUUUCACUUGGAAACGUCACCUCAAGAGACAUGAAAGUACCCACACUCAUGAAAAGGUAUACAAAUGCCUGGAGUGUGGAAAAGGUUUUUAUGAAGAGAGCAGUCUUAUUAAACACGAAAUGAAUCACAGAGGAGAGAAACCCUAUAAAUGUCUGGAGUGCGGGAAGGGUUUCUGUUGGAAAAAUAGCCUAAAGAUGCACCAGAACACCCACUUAGAAGAGAAGCCACAUAAAUGCCUGGAGUGUGGAAAAGGUUUCUUUCAGAAAGGACAGCUCAACAGACACAAAAGAACCCACACACAAGAAAAGCCAUAUCAAUGCCGAGAGUGUGGAAAACGUUUCUCUGAUAAAAGAAAUUUUAUUGGACAUGAAAUGAAACACAGAGGAGAGAAACCCUAUAAAUGCCUGGCGUGCGGGAAGACUUUCUGUUGGGAAAAUGCCCUAAAGCGGCACCAAAAAACCCACACCGGAGAGAAGACAUCUAAAUGCUUAGAAGGUGAAAAGCCCUAUAACUGUCUGGAGUGUGGGAAGAGUUAUAGCCUUAAAUCGGUUCUUCCGGCUCACGAGGACAGUCAUAAAGGAGUUUGAGCUAUAAAUCAGACCUCAAACAUGUCCAGAAUAGUCAUAAAGAAGACAAAACCAAAGACAUGUCUGGAGUGAAGGAAGAGCUUCCAUUAGAGAGCAAGUCUCGAAGCUCACUAAAAAGCCCACAUGGGAGAGAAGUUAAAAAGCCUGGAUUCUUAUACAAGUUUUAAAUGCAACUCAAUCCUCAAAGAUUACUGGAAUUAUUAUUAUUAUUAUUAUUAAACUUUAUUUGUACCCCGCUAGCAUCUCCCGAAGGACUCGAUGCGGCUUACAAAGGCCAAGGCCUCAACACACAAUAUAACAAUACAAAACAAAAGGCAAAUUAAAACAAUUAAAACAGUAUAAACAACAAGCAGUAAACAAUACACUAAAUGUUCAUACAAAGAGAAAAGUAUAUACAUAACUGCCUUUUGAAAAGAGUUGAAUUAAACAAUAAGCUUUCACAAUAUACUAAAAAAUCCAUAUGGGAAAGAAGCCAUGGAAAUGCCGGGAGUGUGUUAAAGUCUUCACUCAAGAAAAAUCCCCUUGAGUAUGAAAUGAAUCUCAGCGGAGAGAAGCCUCUAAAUGCUCAGAGUUGUGUCCUCAAAUCAGAUCUCAAAAUUCUCCAGAAGAGAAAUCAUACACAUGCCACGAGUGUGGGAAGAGUUUACUCACACAAUGAAGGAAGCACGUGUGGAUAGAAAACUGCUCUAGCCUUUGUAUAGAUUCCCUCUUGUCUAGACUGAUUGUUGAUGCAAGUCAUCUUGUCCUUUUUCUUGGCACACUUUAAGGGAGAACUUGAUGUGUUCAGCCCAGUAUUUGUGGCCUUGUCACUGAUUUACUAGUUGAUAGGAUGUGGUUUCCACAUUGGUUUCCUCCUUUUCAGCUCUUUUGUGCUUGUUUUAGAAAGUUCACUGAAAUUUGUUUUGUUUCUUGUAUUCUUUUGCAAAUGCCCAGAGAGAAAUAAAGACAUCUCAUGGCCUCGUGGUAUAA